This is a messenger RNA of Hibiscus syriacus, 1289 nucleotides long. Its product is annotated as putative hydrolase C777.06c. Bases 62 to 1075 code for a protein of 337 amino acids. The record is from RefSeq and is a predicted model, not a curated record. Lineage: Eukaryota; Viridiplantae; Streptophyta; Magnoliopsida; Malvales; Malvaceae. The transcript is spliced from 10 exons.
GCCAAAAAUUUCUUAUUUUUUCUUCUUUUCUUUUCCCUUUCUGAAACUUAAACAAAAUUAUAUGGAAAAUCAAAAACCGCUACGGAAUGGGAACAAUGUUGACGGUGGCUUAUUAACCUCCGUCGAUGACCUCCGCCGUGAAGGGGAUGGAUCGGCCUUAAUCUUCCUCGGAACCGGCUGCUCCAGCGCCGUCCCUAACGCAAUGUGCCUCCUACAGCCAUCCGAUCCUCCUUGUCACGUUUGCUCUCAAUCCCUCUCUAUCCCUCCUGAGCGCAACCCUAAUUACAGGUGUAAUACAUCUUUGCUUAUAGAUUAUUGUUCGACAAAUGGUAUUCAUAAUUAUAUUAUAAUUGAUGUUGGGAAGACAUUUAAGGAGCAAGUUCUUCGAUGGUUUACAUUCCACAAGAUUCCUCGGAUCGAUUCGAUUGUUUUGACUCAUGAACAUGCUGAUGCAGUUCUUGGUUUGGAUGAUGUACGUGUUGUACAACCUCAUAGUCCUACAAACGAUAUUGAUCCCACUGAGGUUUACCUAACUCAAUAUGCCAUGGAUAGCAUUGCCACAAAAUUUCCUUACUUGGUUCAGAAGAAACUUAGAGACGGUCAAGAAGUACGGAGGGUGGCACAGCUUGACUGGAAGAUAAUUGAGGAGAGCUGUGACAAGCCAUUUGUUGCUUCGGGACUAAAAUUUGUUCCUUUGCCAGUGAUGCAUGGAGAAGAUUAUAUCUGUUUGGGUUUUCUUUUUGGUGAAAAAUCUAAAGUGGCUUAUAUUUCUGAUGUCUCACGUUUUCCUCCAAACACAGAGUAUGUUAUUUCCAAAACUGGUGGUGGACAAUUGGAUCUUCUGAUAUUGGAUUGUUUAUUCAAGAAAGGAUCCCAUAACGUCCACUUAUGCUUACCUCAGACUCUCAAGGCUGUAAAGAGGAUAUGUCCGAAACGAGCUCUAUUAAUUGGAAUGACUCACGAUUUCGAUCAAAAUGAAGACAAAGAGUUGAUUAUGGAAUUGUCUAAGAGUGAAGGAAUCGACAUCCAAGUCCAACUCGCACACGAUGGUCUGAAGGUCCCCAUAGACCUAUAGUGAGGUUUACAGUAAUGCUGUGAUUUCGGGAGAGAAAAGUUCAUGGUUUUCCAUCCCAUCCAUCUUUUGAUGGGAGAAGAAGAGCAAGUUAUUAUUAAGUUUAGAGUAAAUUCAUUUAUAAGAUUUCGGUAGCUAAUUGGUUUCAAGAGUUUUAUCAUAUACAUAGUAAACGAUGUCGUUCAUCAUUUUUUUUAGAAGUGUUCCUACUUGUUUU